GCUGCACUGAGCUCUACUCAGCCGAGUGAAGUAUCUCCAUACAGAAUCAGUGAUUUUAGAAUAGAUUUUGCACUCUUUGAUUUUUUUUGUAAAGGCCUUUAAUAAUGAUGAAAGGAGGAAACACGUAAAGAAGCAACGCGUCCGUGUUGGAAGCGCAUCAUCAACUUUGUAUUCUAAAGAGAGAAUUUCAGAGAAGCUCCGGUGGUUGGUGUUUUCUGAAAUCACACUGCAGACAAUCCUGUGUAGAGGAAGGAGGUGACGCAUGCAGUAGCCAAUCGCACAUAGGAAAUCUUGUGUCGCAUCAUUUAUUUUUUGGGUAGGUGAUAUGACGAUAUCCUGAAGCAGUCUACAGUGAUGAUGUGUUAACUCUGCAACAUGCCCACAAGCUGCUGUAGUAGAUCUUUAGUCAGCUUUCCAUUUGAGAUUUUGUUCUAUCGAGUAUUAUAUUGUCCUGAAAUCCAAAAUUUUUCUUUGGGACCUUCAACUCUACAGUGCUGAUGUACAAUGGCUAAAUCUGCACUUUGACACCAGCCUCCUAAAAAGUUACAAGAUACAAAAUAUUUAGAAAUGUCAGAGUCUCCUGAGAGAGACGGCCCUCUGUUGCAGCAGCAGGAGGUCGAUUCGAGCAGGGUAGGAGGCUGUGCUCCCUCCUCCAGAAUGAAUUCCUCCUCCUCCUCCUCCUCCUCCUCCUCCCCAAGCAUGACAAUGGAGGGCCACCCAAUCUGCAUUCCUUCACCCUAUGCAGACAUCGGGCACGAUUUUGCCAGCCUGCCUUUCUAUAGCCCAACCCUGCUUGGCUACAGCGGACCCCCACUUCCUGAUUGUCCCUCAGUGCAUCAGUCACUCAGCCCCACGAUCUUCUGGCCCUCUCAGAGCCACAUGGCACCGCUGGCACUGCAUCGGCCACAAUCCCACUGCCAGCAAACCCAGCCGAGCAACGGCACCUGGCAGGAGCUCACCUCUCGCAAUUAUAUGGACAAUGAGAACAGCAAACCCGUGGGGAAACGGUCAGCAGAGUGUGAGGAGAGCUUCAGUUCCUCAGAGAGCAAAACAGACAUGCAUUUCUGUGCUGUGUGCAGUGACUAUGCCUCUGGCUACCAUUACGGUGUCUGGUCCUGUGAGGGAUGCAAAGCCUUCUUUAAAAGGAGUAUCCAAGGACACAACGACUACAUCUGUCCUGCAACCAACCAGUGUACCAUUGAUAAGAAUCGGCGCAAGAGCUGCCAGGCCUGUCGGCUUCGCAAGUGUUAUGAAGUGGGGAUGAUGAAAUGCGGUAUGCGUCGGGAUCGUGGCAGCUACAAUCGUGGUGGCGCACAGCAGAGGAGAGUGGUACGCUCUCCUGCCAGAGCAGUAGUGAGCAGUCAGAGACAGCUGGAACGGAAAGCCGCACAACCUACCAGGGUAAAGGAGGUUUUUAGUUCCACACUGAGCUCAGAGGAGCUGAUAGCUCGUAUCAUGGAAGCAGAACCACCAGAGAUCUAUCUAAUGAAGGAUGUGAAAAAGCCCUUUACCGAGGCUAACGUCAUGAUGUCACUCACUAACUUGGCUGACAAAGAGCUUGUCCACAUGAUCAGUUGGGCCAAGAAAAUCCCAGGUUUUGUGGAGCUCAGUCUCUUUGACCAGGUGCACUUGUUGGAGUGUUGCUGGUUGGAAGUCCUAAUGUUAGGGCUGAUGUGGAGAUCUGUUAAUUAUCCUGGAAAGCUCAUCUUCUCCCCAGAUCUUAUCCUUAGCAGAGACGAGAGCAGCUGUGUGCAGGGCUUUUUGGAGAUCUUUGACAUGUUGCUGGCAGCUACGUCCCGAUUCAGAGAGCUGAAGUUGCAGAGAGAGGAGUAUGUUUGUCUCAAGGCCAUGAUCCUCCUUAACUCUAACAUGUGUCUGAGUUCUCCUGAGGCAGAUGAUGAUCCCCAGAGCAGGACCAAACUGAUGCAGUUGCUUGACUCUGUGACGGAUGCACUGGUCUGGGCCAUCUCGAAAAUGGGCCUAAGCUUUCAGCAGCGAUCCACCCGCCUGGCCCACCUGCUCAUGCUGCUCUCACACAUACGUCAUGUCAGCAACAAAGGUAUGGACCAUCUUCACUGCAUGAAGAUAAAAAAGGUAGUGCCUCUGUAUGACCUGCUCUUGGAAAUGCUCGAUGCUCACAUCAUGCACAGUUCACGCCUGCCCCAAUCCACUGUGGCCGUUGUGCCCAAGGAGAACCCUGGUGCACCGGAUCCCUACAGCUGCUCCUCUCAUCAGUGGGCACAGACGGUCAUGGAGGGGCCUGUAGAGCUCAGCCACAGUGUGCUCAAAAGUGACCUUAGCAUAAUGAAGACGGACUGAAACAAGAUGUUUUUACCCAGAACAACCAUGCAGCUCAAGCACAUCAUUCUGGACUUGGAGACUCAAAGAACUGGACCAAAUAGCUGUAUAAAGCCUUAAAAUAUGUGUAGCUUUAUGAAAAUAAGGAUGUGACAGAUAAUCAGUUUUGGAAGUCAUAUUUGUAUUUAGUGGUUUUACAUUUCUUGUGUAUUUCGGAGCCUUUUCUUUAUAUACAUAGGCUGAGAUCUUAUUUCUCAAUGCUGUUAGAGGACACUUUUAAGACUUUUCCACUGUGAGCAUGUUUCUGUGACACAUGUAACAAGUGUGACAUGUGUCACUCCUGCACUGUAAAAUUUUAAAUAUCAGUAUCCCACCCCCCAAUCCCACCUACCUUCAUGACAAAAAUUAUGAUUGAAUAUAAACACCGCUUUGUGCCUGUACCGAUUACCAAUUCUGAGUGCUUAUUCGCUGCAAGGUACCUUAUCAAGUGGUAAGCCAAUAGGGUCAAUUUGCCUGCAGCCAAAUACAUAAAACGCACACAAUUGUAAUGACAGGUCUUGGUUACACCAACUGAGACCAUGCAACAAAAUAACAUACUUCUUGUAUAGUAUUAUAUAGAAAACAUAGAGAUGCAUGACAAAUUCAAGGGAAAAAAAACUGUGGCUCCUCUGGCUUAGUUUGAAUCCAUUUGGCUGCACAGCAGAAAUGGUCACUGCAAGUAAAUACAAAGUACUCCUGACUAAUCAACUUUAUCCUAUGAUGAAACAUUAUUAUCCUGAUGGCUGUGGUCCAGCAUGAAAAUUCUCUGAAGCACACGGGACCUCAGAUAAUGUUAUGAUUAACAGAUUUUUUAAAAUGUCAAUCUGAUGCUUUAGCGUGCACAGUCACCGUAGCGUAACACAGUUUUUAUAUGUGUAAGACAGCACUCUGCACCACUGUGUAAAGUGAUUGUGCAGGUGACUGUUACAACAGUUAGUGCGUUUUUUUUUUUCCUUCGAUUUGUCAAACACUCUGUAUGUAUGGUUAUGCAAACAAAAUAACUAAUUCAGCACAGCUGGUUUCAUAUUUAAUAAUGAUCAAACUCUCUUAGCCAAAAAGACAAGGUAGUAGGAAAAGAGCUAACCCUGCAACCAAUGAUAUGAUGAAAUGCACUGCCAUAGUUUACACAAUUAUAUUUGCACUUGUAUCUGUAUACAGUAUGUAAAUGAUAGCAGUAUGUUGAUAGUAGUUUAGCUCAUAGCAUCCCAGUGCUUGAUCAUAGGCAGUUUAUAGCUCCAAAUAAUUUGAAUUAAAUUUAUUUUCCGAUAUUCUAGGCUGAAUUUGGUUUAUAGAGUGAUCCUGCUCCACUAUUUUUCAGCUAUUGUGCACAAAAGAAGAUUUCUGACAUUACAAACCAAUACCAAAAUAAGUACACUUAUGUAGAUUCUUUAAGGUAAUGGAGCAAUUAUAAAAGAAAAAAGGAAAUGUUCAACUAAGGUGAAUACAGAUAUAGCAAACAUUUUGCAGCACUCUUUUUAUAUUCCAAGAAAUAAUUCUCUUAAAUCUAAUUCUUGCUGCAGUGUCAGAUAUUUUGAUAAAAAUGGGACAGCUAAAAUUGCCAUUUAUUAUUAGGAUUAUUAGAAAGUUACAGCAGUAGCAUUAGAAGGCUGUAGAGGCCAUUAUAUGUAGAUAUGUGAGUUCAGUGUCAAAUGCCAUGAUGUAAAAUCCACUUAGAUUUACUGCAUUAUUUUGUAACCAAACAUGGGUUUUUAUUUAACUCAUCUGGAGACAUGAAUUAUGUAAACUGUUUUAUGAUAAGAUACCAGAUGUGUAUUCUUAAAAGAACCAAAUGAAUUGUUUUUUUUUCCUUGUUGUUUUUUUUUUUUUUACAAUAGUGUCUGUAAUCAUUUUUUAUUGGUAUUUGUUGAAUACCAUCAACAUUGCCAUUAAAUAUAGGUGUUACUGUUACUGUGGUUGAGUAGCAUCAGUGUGCUGCUAUGUAUCAUUUACAAAUCUUUUUAUAAACCAUUCAUGAAGAGGA
Molecule: messenger RNA, 4318 nt
Organism: Silurus meridionalis
Lineage: Eukaryota; Metazoa; Chordata; Actinopteri; Siluriformes; Siluridae
Gene: esr2a
Product: estrogen receptor 2a
Exons: 11
Coding region: 568-2319 (583 amino acids)
Biological process (GO): regulation of DNA-templated transcription; cellular response to estradiol stimulus; estrogen receptor signaling pathway
Cellular component (GO): nucleus
Molecular function (GO): nuclear receptor activity; nuclear estrogen receptor activity; zinc ion binding
Source: RefSeq, a predicted model, not a curated record